This is a messenger RNA of Durusdinium trenchii, 1603 nucleotides long. Lineage: Eukaryota; Dinophyceae; Suessiales; Symbiodiniaceae. The record is from the annotation of a GenBank genome assembly.
AGCCAGAGCAGACUCGCCCGGUUUCCACUCACCACGGUUUUGCGUGUCAUGUGGCUUGGAAGUGCUGUGGGCAUCACUUUGAGAUAUGCACUGUACUUCGCUAGAGUCCCGGAGAUGCUCGAGGAGCAUCUUGAGCUAAAUAGCCCCAUCACAUCUCAUGUGAGGCUCAAAGAAGGCCUCUUCUUUCUGGAGAAUGGGAUCUCGCCCUAUGCAGGCGAUACUUGUCAUACACCACCACUGGUUCUUCUGCUCUUGCAGCUCUUUCACCACGUUUCGCCCUUGGUGCAUUUCACUGCCUUGGUGCUGGUGGACGUGGUCACAGCGCUUCUCUUGCGAAAGCUCGCAGUCUUCUAUCGAAUAGCACGCCAAGAAGCAGGAGUUCGAUGGGCUGAGGCGUCUGCUCCCAUGGGAAUGGCGGCCAAGGAGGCAGCAGGAAUUGAGGAUGUGAUCAGCCCGGCAUUUGUCGGUUUGUUCUACCUGCUCAAUCCUUUGACUAUUGCCAGUUGUGUUGCUCUGUCAUUGCAGAACUUGCAGCACUUAGUCUUUGCGUUUGCCAUUGUUGCUGCUGCAGCGGGCAAAGGUGGCUUGUCUGCCAUCGGAGUUGCACUUUCACUAUAUGUUUGUCCAUUUACAGCAGUCUUGCUGAUUCUGCCUUGUGCAGCACUUGCACACCAGCAGUCACUUUCAGCCCGAAAAGCAAGAGACUGGGAGACUGGCGCGUACAGCCCGUCGUGGCAACAGCGAAUCAUGAAUUGUGGGUUCAUCGGAUACUGCGUCUUUUUUGCCAGCUUGACGCUUGGGCUCUUUGCCUGCCUUCUAGGGGCCUCGGCAGCAGCCAUGGGUGGAGAGCUUCAGUUCUUUGAGGCUUGCUUUGUGUCCGUGAUUGCAGUGCGAGACCUGACGCCGAAUACGGGCCUGUUUUGGUAUAUGUUUACAGAGGUCUUCCAGCGUUACUACCUCCUCUUCAUUUUUGCUUUCCAUGCACACAUCCUUUUCUACUCAGUUCCAUUGCAUCUGCGGCUUGGUUGCUAUGCUCCCACAGGUACAUUCAUCCACUGUGGUGCAGCUCUGGGGAUGAUUUGCCUCUUCAAGCCGUAUCCCACCGCAAGUGACUAUGGUUUGAUGCUAUCUGCAAUGCUGGUUCAAGCAGAGCUGAUCAAAGAGAGUCAGCAGUACUUCGCAUUCCUGCUCAGUGGAGUGAUGUUUGGCCUUUCCAUGGUUCCGACUAUGGUUGCUGUUUGGCUGGGUCGAAACGCUGGAAAUGCCAACUACAUGUACAACAUGACGCUGAUCGUUAACGUCUUUGGGUCCCUCACUCUCUCUCAAUGGGUGAAAGCUGGCCUGCGGCUUCGCAAGCGGCAACACUCUCUUGCCUACUUCCGGCAGCUGGUCCUUGACAUCGUUGACGAGGUCGUAGCCGACCCGAAAGCCGCCAAGGUGAAGGCGUCUGCACAUCUUGAUACUGCUCUGCAGUAGCGCUAAAGAUGGGACAUGGUUGCAGACGCACAAAAGGCGGCAUUUGCACAUCAUGUGUCAGCAAAAGCCCUGACUCAGUACUCCCCAAGCUGGACAGUUCAUACAUCAUUCCGGAGAUAGAUUGCGC